Molecule: messenger RNA, 3231 nt
Organism: Mya arenaria
Lineage: Eukaryota; Metazoa; Mollusca; Bivalvia; Myida; Myidae
Exons: 4
Coding region: 640-2847 (735 amino acids)
Source: RefSeq, a predicted model, not a curated record
CUCACGAUGUCUCCAUUGCUAAUUGGCUGACGCAGUUAGUAAGCAGUUUUCUUAGGCGAACUAAUCGUAUAUAAGCAACUCUUCUGUUUAUAAUUGUAAUGAACGUAGGUUACCACCAUCAGCGGUAUGAUCAGAAAAACUUGAAACACAAAUCGCUUGUGCUUACGAUGAUCGUUGCAAUGUAAAAAUAUUUAUAGUAACGAUAUCAACACAUCCACACUUUGAAAAGAAAACAGCUAAUUUAAAAGUGAUUAACGUUUUCAUAUUGAAGAUAUAAUGAUAGUGAGAAUAAUAUAAAACGAUCAUUUUAAAUGUAGAGAGGAAAGGGCGAAAAAAAAAUACAUUUUGACAAACCUGAACAAUGAUUUAAGCAGAACGCUGGGUGAGAUAUUUGAGAAGAAUGUGGCGUUAACGACAGUAUUACAGUAUGGCUUCCAAAUAAGAGAUGGAUUAUACCAGUGGGUCAGCAGAUUAUCAAAUUUGUAAUACAAGGUUUCAUGGAAAAAAUUGACGAAUGACGAAAACUCUUCUCCUUCGAACAAGAAUAAUACUGUUCAAGCAAGAUAUAAAACACUUUUAUGUGUUUAAGUCAGUGUCAAAAAAUAAAAAGCACAUACUUGAAAAGAAUCGAAAGUAAAAAUGGGAUAUCACGUGACACCUGCAACGUUUGCAGUGUUCCUCCUACUGGUCUUCAUCACGUGUUGCAGUGCCCACGGCGGAAUGCAGGAGCCCCCAAUGAGGAGCCUCGCCUGGCGGUAUGGAUUCGACGUCCCCAUCAACUAUGAUUGGAACUCGUUGUAUUGUGGAGGAUUUUCCAAAUUCCAGCAGAGCGGAGGAAAAUGCGGGCUAUGUGGAGAUCCCUACGAUGGACCCUUCGAGAAUGAUAGAGGCGGUCCGUAUGACACAGGGAUCAUCGUGAGGCACUAUCCCGCAGGCAUGAGGCAGAUAGAUGUCAAAUUCGAGCUUACCGCCUAUCAUAAGGGUUACGUGACCUUUCACCUUUGUCCUAACAAUGAGAUGACCUUGACCCAGGCUUGUUUUGAUGCUCACCCACUGCAGAUAGUGGAAGGUUCUCCGGACGACCCGUACAAGUUUUACCCUCCAGAAAACCCGAAACUGCACGAGGUCAAGGUCGUUUUGCCUCGAGGUGUCGUCUGCGAUCGAUGUGUUCUACAGUGGAUUUAUAAGGCUGGCAAUAGCCUUGGACGUCAUGAAAACGGAACCUCUUGCAUUGGUUGCGGUUUGCAGGAGACGUUUAUCAACUGUGCGGAUAUAAGUAUUGGUGGAACUGUGGAUAAUAUCUUUGUACGUAAUGACACAAACUCACCUGAGACUGAUAUAGUUAUUCCUCAGACCGCAAACGUAACUCAAAUCACUGACGACGCUCCAUCUGAUUCAUUCGAGGCGGUAAUCAGAGCACUACGAGGCUUCCAUCAAUUUGUGGACAGACGCUUUAAUGCCCCAGGGGCGAAUGUAGCAACGCAAGAUAGUGGAAUGGUUGGAACUAGACGUGGGGCAGGCGAUCAUCCAGGAAUUAAUCCAGACCAGAUGAACGUACCACGAAACAAUCUUCAAGGAGCAGGGGUUAAUUCAAGACGCGUUUUACCAGGACUUCAACCCAAUAGAAACAGAGUUCCAGACUUGCACGGUUUUCCUGCUGACCAGACUCAAAGUAUAGGAAGAUUUCACCAGACGAACCUAUUUCCAGGCCACCCCUCAAGCAUUGGGCGUAUGAGUACAUUUGGUGACCCAAAUACAGCUUCUAGGAGUAGGAAUGUCGACCUUCCCAGGCCUUCAAGUUUCCAGACCGUCCGAGAUAUAAAUUUACAAGACCGAAGGUUUAAUACUCUCUCACGGACAGAUGAUUCCAACCAGAGACAACACGUUCAAAACAGAUUACAACGUGGCCGAAUGACACCAUUAACGAUGAUGGUGAACCCCAACGGUGAUCCAAACAGAAGAUCUCCAAAUGACAGGCUGACUCAAGGAACAUUUGCAAGUGAUCCAAACAGACAAAGACAGUCUGUACCUAACAGAUCAGGUCUCAAUUUUCGUACACCAAUCAAAAGGCCGAAUAUUCAAGCGCGCCAAAAUUUAGCAAAUCCUCUCGAGCGGUCAAAUGCUCACAGUAGUUUUAUACCGUCAAAUUCAGAUACAAGAAAUAGGUUUAGAACAAAAAGCCAGCAAGUUCAAGCCGGUAGAAUGCCGGUUUUCUCCCAUAGAAACAGUGGAUUUCCACCAAGAACUUCUCAUGGUUCUGCUCUUGGUGCUACAUCUGGGCUCGCUAGAAACACUCAGUUGCAUAAUAGACAAAGAAUACCUAACGGUUACACUAAUGCUGUUGUACCUCCAAACGAGUUUGGGUCGCAAAUGAACAGAAUGGCAUGGCAUCGAGGGGACGGUAGGACGUCUCCGCGGGAGUUAGUCCGGCAUAAUUCGCAUCUUGACACCAGGGACUUUUCAACGACUGAUAUACGCCAGCAUGUUCCUCAGUUAUCAAGAAACGUGGAAUUACGACAGGAUGGUUUCCCGCUUUUGCAAAGACGUCAACAGCAAUACAUGGUGCCGGAAAGAGAGAAUUGGUUUCCGAACACUCCAGCGUUUGUGCAGAGUCGUCGUUUGCGGGCACAUUCUGAUCGUUUGCGCAUGCGUAAUGGCCAAUCCACGCCAUUCAGUUUACCGAGACGUAUUGAAGUGGACACUAUAAAUGUUGCACAACAUUUGCUAAGGAAAUACCCGCAACUACGAGGAAGGGUGUUUCUGUCACGCAGAGGUCAUUUACAAAAUGAAUAUUCCCAAAUAACAAACCAAUAUGCUCGACGAAUAACUGGAGGUCAGAAUUGGUAGAUGGCAGUUGGUAAUCGUAAUGGGGCUAUCUGCUCCUUCAAUUGAUAUCAUUUCCACUUUCAACACUCGAAGCAGACACAACUUCUGUUAAGUUUGUUGAUACGUUUGAUGUUAUUAUAACAAGCAUACUGUUACAUCCGAUCGGACGCAGGAGCACGGGACUCUGAUCUAUACACAUGGGUUACGCUUGUUCUAUAAUAUAUGGCUUUGUUGCAGUCUUUGUGAGAAAAUUUCAAUUUCGUUAAUAGUAUAUGUAUAUAAUAUAUAACUUCGUGAAAUAUCCAAAUCAUUGAAAAUGAUUUACAUAUCAACAAAUUAAUUCUUAAAUUCUUAAGAACUGCUUGAAUUCAUAAUUAUAUAAACAACUUAACAAAUGUUAAUAUU